UUGACACAGGUAAACCACCUGCUAACUGGGAGAAAGUCCUUGAAGGGAUCCGCAAAAUGAGGUCUUCUGAAGAUGCACCAGUAGACAGUAUGGGUUGUGAGAAAGCUGGAAGUGCUCUUCCUCCUAAGGAAAGAAGAUUUGCUGUCUUGGUGUCUUCUCUCUUAUCAAGCCAAACGAAGGAUCAUGUUAAUCAUGGAGCAAUUCAGCGUCUACUUCAAAAUAAUCUGCUCUCUGCUGAUUCCAUUGACAAAGCUGAUGAAGCAACCAUUAAAAGCUUGAUUUACCCGGUUGGGUUUUAUACCAGAAAGGCUACUAACUUAAAGAAAAUUGCAAAAAUUUGUCUCACGAAGUAUGAUGGAGAUAUACCUAGCUCGUUGGAUGAACUACUCUCACUACCAGGAAUAGGUCCUAAGAUGGCUCAUUUGGUUAUGAAUGUGGGUUGGAACAAUGUCCAAGGAAUUUGUGUAGAUACUCAUGUGCACCGCAUUAGCAAUCGGCUUGGGUGGGUGUCACGGCCAGGCAGAAAACAGAAAACUUCAAAUCCUGAGGAAACGAGAGAGGCAUUGCAAUUGUGGCUCCCGAAGGAAGAAUGGGACCCCAUAAACCCUCUUUUGGUGGGAUUUGGACAGACAGUUUGCACUCCGCUCAGACCUCGUUGUGGCAUGUGCAGUGUGAGCGAGUUUUGCCCAUCUGCAUUCAAAGAAGCCUCAAGCCCAUCAUCCAAGUCAAAGAAGUCUGGUUUGAGCAAGAAGCUUUGACAAAUUGAAUCUCAGAGGGGAAUCAGUUUAUGUCUUCUUCUGUCGGCCUUUUGUACAUAUAUCUUAACCCUAAACAAUUUCAUGGAUUCUUGGAUUGCCAAGGUAAAAUCUUGUGUCCUACCACCUCAUGUACUUAGGCAAAGGGGAAUGCAAAUUGGGAAAGGGUGUGUCAAUUGGGAGAGUUUUUGUGGCAUAGUUUUUGGGGCAUUGUAUAACAAAUUCAGGUGGUCAAGAUCUAUAUAAUAUUCAUUGAAGUA
Prunus avium (sweet cherry) is the source of this 1015-nucleotide messenger RNA. The record is from RefSeq and is a predicted model, not a curated record. Lineage: Eukaryota; Viridiplantae; Streptophyta; Magnoliopsida; Rosales; Rosaceae.